AUGGCACAGUUGCUCUCGGAUUCCAGCAAAGGUGAAAUAUUGGCAGCAGAGUUUGAAAAAGUCUAUGUCAAGCGUUGUGCUCCAGAAUCUUUUACGUCGCUUCACGAUAGCAUUACACCUAUGGAUGAUUCCGUUUCGUUUACUCGCUAUACAAUUCUGGAGCAAAUCAGCAAGUGGUCUAGUGGCUCCUCAUAUACCCCCGAUGGAAUCCCUUUUGUCUUCAUCAAAAAAACUGCUGCUAGUUUAUCAACUCCACUGGAAUUUCUGUAUAACUUGAUGAAGGAAGCCCCGUUUUGUGAUCCGAAUAAUUACCGAUCUGUUAGUAUCACCUCGAUAUGUUGCAGUUCGAAAAAAUUCUCAAAGGGGGUCAUUGUCCAUCACUUAGAGACGAAACAAAUUCUAUCCAGACAUCAGCAUGGGUUUAAGUUAGAAGCACUAAAUGACUGGACAGCUGUGCUUGACGUUAGAAAUAACCUUGAUGUCAUCUAUUUUGAUUUUCAAAAAGCUUUCGACAAAGUUAUCCAUCCUAUUUUGCUCCAAAAACUUGUGCAAGUGGGCAUUCACGAGAGAAUCAUCAAAUGGAUAAAGAAUUCUUGA
Cooperia oncophora is the source of this 597-nucleotide messenger RNA. Lineage: Eukaryota; Metazoa; Nematoda; Chromadorea; Rhabditida; Trichostrongylidae. The record is from the annotation of a GenBank genome assembly.